Saccostrea cuccullata (small rock oyster) is the source of this 2272-nucleotide messenger RNA. RefSeq names its product F-box/WD repeat-containing protein 5-like. The coding region runs from base 87 to 2069 and encodes 660 amino acids. Gene Ontology annotation, biological process: protein ubiquitination. The record is from RefSeq and is a predicted model, not a curated record. The transcript has 8 exons. Gene Ontology annotation, molecular function: protein binding. Gene Ontology annotation, cellular component: Cul4-RING E3 ubiquitin ligase complex; SCF ubiquitin ligase complex. Lineage: Eukaryota; Metazoa; Mollusca; Bivalvia; Ostreida; Ostreidae.
UUUAUUCAAUUCUCCGAAACUUUCAUGUACCAUUCGAUUCGACGAAAUUCGGAAUGGAGAUUUGACAGUUCGGGAGACUCCAAAAAAUGCCACUGCAUUGCAUAGGAGAGAGAAGGAACACUUCUGAAGACGAUGGUGAGACAACUUGUUCAAUGUGGACUGAUAUACCAGAGUCAUUACUUCUUCAUAUAUUCUCUUAUCUGGAUGCAAACCAUUUAAUCCCGGUGUCUCAGACAUGCAAGAUCUGGUGUCGUGUGGCUUUUGAUGAGAGUCUGUGGAAGGCAUUGUUAUGGAGGACCUGGGACAUACAUGGAGUGACCCUCCCCCCGGGGAAGGACAGCUGGUACCUAGAGUAUAAACGUCUUCACUACAACUGUCCUGUGAUACUAACAGAGGUCCUCAAAGAUCACAGCGAUGAAGUCCUCCAUGUCAGCUUCUCACACCGCGGGGACAUGUUCUCCACAACGUCUAAAGACGCCUCCAUAAAGGUUUGGCAGGUGGGGUAUCCCACAACUCUGAAGUACUGUAGGGAUUUCCGAGAACUGCUGUCUUGGGACUUUACACAAUUUUCAUGCUUCAACAAAAGUGACACAAUGCUUCUGGUAUCCAGUGUCAAAACCACAGACUUCUUAGAUAGGAGGGGCUUUGUGGCCAUUUUGUCUCUUGUGCAUAAUUUACAGAUUUUGAGAGUUGUUUCAAUGGACCCAUCUCAGUUGUUUGGUGCAUGGCUAGAUGAUAAUACAUUCCUAGGGGGAUACUUAGAAAUAAGCCUAGAUAGAUUUGCAACAACUGUUCAAAUUGAAUCAUUUCAGGUUGAUAAAGAUGUACCAUUACCAAAUGAUACUCCCCCUGUCGUGGAAGAAGGUGUUGGACAGAAUUUGUUCACAUUCUCUAGUGAAACAGCAAGUCUCAUCAAAUUCUUAACCGUAGCUAAUAUUACAGACCAGACCGUAGAAGCAGUGGCAUCUCAACCCAAAGCAAGCUGCAAGGUAAAAGACUUCCAGACUGGAAAUGAGGAUUCCUUAGAUACUGAAAAUAUGUGUUGUAACUAUAACCAAAACCAGAAUAGUCAUAAUUUGGGAGCUUAUAACGGUGAAGGCAAGUGUAAAUGCUCAUUGGACGAAGGGAGAUCUGGGAAGAAGGCUGAGUCCGUUGUAUUAUCCACUGGUAAUAAACUAGAGGAUAGCGAUUCAUUAUCCACGUGUACUAAUUCUAUGGAUAGUGAUUCAUUAUCCAUAUGUACUAAAGUGGACGAUAGCAAUUUCUCAUCGGCCGUUGAAGAAGACUCAUCAGUGAAGAACUUGAUAUUUGUGACAGGAGAGUUUGCCGUUGCUCUGCAUCAGUUAGGUAUUAAGAAUGUCAGCGCAGAUUCAGUGUUAAAGCUGACGUCCACUAGAAAUGAGAAAGAGGCUGAAGAGAUGGAGGUCAGUGAGGAAAGUCACCACAUGGUGGUCAACUUCAGUAAUAAUGACAUUCACGUGCAACCGGUGAGAAAAUCGGACAAACCAGAUCAUCUGAUCGACCUAUUUGGACAUGUGACAGGACUCUGUCUGUCAAGUGAUAAUAGAUAUUUAUUCUUAAACUAUCGACCAUGGAUUGGUAAAGUGGAUAGAAAUGACCCUUGGGCAACCCCUGACCUGUCACCUUCUAUAGAGGUCUUGGUUAUCGACUUGUUGACACUAAAGAAUGAGGGAGUACGUUAUGUUGGCCACAAGGGAUACUCCCCCUCCACCAUGUGCUGUUUUGUAUUUCUGGAUGUUAGCCAGGAUUAUGUUGGAAGUGGUAGUGAGGAUGCCAGAGCCUACCUCUGGGACAAGCACUACCGAAACAACAUUGCAGUCUAUGAACACUCCUGGGGUGUGGUCAAUGCUGUGGGAUUCAACCCUGCUAACCAGGAGUACAUGGUGACCGUAAGUGAUGAUAACACCAUCAAGAUCUGGAGGUCAAGGUCAGAGGUAAAAAAACUGGGUCAUGCCCUAGUUUGUAAUCCCGAUAUUCAAAUUGAAGCAGACAAAUGUGUGAGGAAGAAAGGGAUGGGCCAAAAUGCUAGUGCAACCCAGGAAACCUGAAUAAAAUUGAAUUUCCAAGACUUUCUCUAAUCCUGUUGAUUAUUGGCAAAAAACCAAAAUGAGUUAAACCAGUUAGUCUUUCCAGUUGUAUUAAUGAUGCAUAGCAUUCAUUAUUGUGUCAGUUGAUAAUUAUUGUAUUGUAUUGUGAAUUUGUAAAACAUGUUAUCCCACAUUAUGCCAAAUUAAAGGAUGGUCAAAAUUGA